Messenger RNA from Trichobilharzia regenti, 31987 nucleotides. The record is from the annotation of a GenBank genome assembly. NCBI's taxonomy places the organism in Eukaryota, Metazoa, Platyhelminthes, Trematoda, Strigeidida, Schistosomatidae.
AUAUGAUAGGCAGAGUUGUAAUAAUGUUGCUAUUGUAUCUAAUUUAUAUUUCCACCUAACUGUUUAAGCAGAUUUAUCAGUUUAUUCCUCCUUGUAUUAACUUUUUGUUUGAAAUUGUUAUCCUUUGGACAGAUUCUGUGGUAUGAUAGUUUUACUCACCCUAUCAGUCUGGUAAAGUGACCUCACAUGGAUCUGAGUCUACCAUAUUUUAAAAUUUGUUAUCAUUAUAGCCUUCUAGUUAUGAUUAUGAUUAUUUUGAUUUUCUUUUCUAAAUGUAACAUUUAUUUAACAGGAUGCAUCGGUUAAACGUCGUAAUAUGAUUCAGUCUUUAUUGGAAUUUAUUGAGCGCGCUCAUAAUGAAUUAAUUUGGCUGCGUGAACGUGAGUCAUGCGAAGUGACAAGAGAUUGGAAUGAAGUCUAUUAUGAUGGUUUAGAUCGUGUUCGAAUUCACUUUCAAAAACUUAUGCAUGAUAUUCAUGAAAAAGAAACUGUCUACAAUGAACUCAGUGUAUUGGGUUCAUCAAUCCAGUUAGACAAUUAUGCUGUAACUGAUCUUGUACAGACUUAUCUCAAUGCGUUAGAACGUCAUUGGGGUUGGCUAAUACAACUAACGUAUUGUUUCGAAGCUCAUAUAGAACAAGGAACUCGUUUCCAAGGCUUUUUCAAUGAUGUUAGACAAUGUGAACUUAUGCUGACUACAGCAUUAGAGGAAUUGCGUUCGUAUUAUGAAUCAACUCUGAAGGCGACAACAAGUGAACGAGGUGAAGCACUGCUGAAACAAUUACAAGAGCUGUAUACUCGAGUAAUCGGUCAAGAAGCUUUCAUUUUCCAAUUAGUUGACUUAAGUCAAGAAAUUGUGCCACCGAUUCCAAAUAAUAUAAAUUCACAGGAUGACAAUACCUCAACACUGAUUGGUCGUCGUAUACGUGUUCUCUGUUCAUUUCAACCGAAAGACUAUUUUAUAGAUAGUCAUCAGUAUUUUUCUGGUGAUAUGCUGUCAAUUAAUUCUGUUAUCAAUACAAAUAAUAAAUCAAUUGUGAAUAGUAGUAGCAUCAUAGAACCUAUAUACUGGCCAAUCGGUGAUGCUACUGGCUAUUUUGAUAAAGGUGAUUUUCUAACAGUAUUGGAGAAUCCAGAAGAUAACAAACUACAAGUUCGUACGUCUAAUGGAUCGACUUUGACUGUACCUGUGACAUGUUUCUUGCCAUGUUGGCCGUGUAAUGAAGCGAUGGACCGAGCUAAGCGUAUUAUAUCAACUCUACAACACUUUAAAACAUGUUGGUCUGAAUUGAAUCUACGGUUACGUGGACAUUUAUUAACUUUGGCAAUGUCUAAACUUAUUGAAACUCCUACUCAGUACGAUAUUCCUCAACAAAUGGAUAUACGAAAAGUGAUUUAUCGUGAUGCUGAAAGGUAUUGCUUAGAACUCCAACUAGCCAAUGUACCUCCUUCAGAAGUGGAAAACUUUAAGCAACAUUUUGUACUGUUUCAAAAUAACUGUAUUGAACAAUUAAAUAAUGUCCCAACAACUAAUAAUAAUGAUGAUAAUAAGGGAUUACAAAUUCAGUCAUCUGAGCUGUAUACAAUUACUGAUGAAUUGAGAACAGUAUUGAACACACUGACAGAACGUCUGAGAGAAUCCAGUUCUUUACCUUUACCAGGCAGAUCAACCGAUAUAGAGGCGCGCAUUAAGGAUCAUAAGGAAUGGUCUCACGCCUUAGCUCGUGUUUUGGCACAAUGCACUGAAUUGGAACAGCACCUUAAUCAGUCACUGGGGGCAAAUGAACACGAUAAACCUUCUAAUGGAUUAUCAGAUAGCAUACUGAGUACUAGUCUGUUUGCCUUACACAGAGCAGCUAGCGAAUUAGCUUUAACAGGUCAUGAGUUCGGCUGUCGUUUAGCGGAUGCUGAUGCAUGGAUUGCUCGCUUAGAACAGACGGAUCAAAUGUUGAUGGAUUGUGAACUAUGCUUAUUAGGAUGCGCUGUACGUGUACAUGGACUUUUGCAACUAGAUGAUUUGAACACUGAUCCAAACAGUUCUACAGAUCCAGAUGGUCUUCGUGUCGCUGUAGUUGAGAGAGCUCACAGAGAUUUAAAGUCCGUAGCCGAACGUCUCCCACAAAUCCGAUCGGACUUGGAUUCGCUUAGUCAACAGUUAACUCGGUUUAUGGCCUCCAGUGGGACCUACGAAGAUACACUUAGCCGUGACCCUAAUUCCUGUGAAAAGUCAAAUUUAAUAAAGUUGAAUCUGUCACUACCUGCAGAUAAUCACCACUUAGAAGCGAAUCUUGCCCACUCUGAACAUCGUUUAGCAGAGGCAACUAAAGAAGUUGAACAAGAACUUAAAGCAUUCGGUGAGUCGUUAGUACGUUUCUCAAAUUAUCAAAAGCUAUCCAGUCAACUUAUUUUAUGGCUAAGUGAAUUUGCUGGUCGUAUGCGAUCAUUCGGUGAAACGACUCAGUCAUUGGGAUUGAAGUCUUCCAGUACAAAUACUGUUUCUGUACAAUAUCCUAAUUUGUUAAAAGAAGUUCUUAAACAAUCAGAUGAUCUAUUAACUGACUUGCAAGAACACUCUGACGUUAUUGAACAACUGAACAAAGAAGUUGCCCAAUUGAUAUCUUCUUUAACUAACUAUGCUCAGCAAACUCAAAAUUAUCGUGAAUUAGUUGAGAGUACAUUUCAAAAAUCUGGUGGCUCAAGAGAUUAUCAAUGGUCACCAGGCUACGGCUUAUUUGAUAUGGGUAGAAUACUGCAGACAACUGAUCAGUUGAACACUCAAUUUAACACACAUUCUCGUCAAAUAUAUGAUAUCGUGAAUUGUUUGAAUAGACUUUUAAGAUCUGAAGAACCUACACUUCUGAAUAAUUUAUCUGGUCCAAGUUUCGUCAAAUCUUAUCGUGAAUUGUAUACAGGAGUAUGGCCUAAAGAGUUAAAUAAUCGUUUAAAUGAGGCUCAAUCAUCUCCAUUCAUGCCUAUUAUACAAUCGAGGUAUCUGGAGAAUAGAAAACAACAUACUUUAACAGAAGACUCAAAUGAAAACAUUGUUGAGGAAAUAGCGCUCAAGUUGGGUGUCCAUCUUAGCGGCGUUUAUAAUCUACCUAUAUGUAUGCUGCCAACAGGUUGGGAAGCAGCCACGUUGUCUACAAUAUCUAAGGCACAUGAAUUAUAUGGAUCGAAAAUAUUUCAGGCCACUGGUUCAUGGUUUGUGACCCAACUUGCUGGUGAGAAUGAAACACAUGGACUUGGUGAAACUCUUUGUAUUGGAGAUGCACUACGUUGUGGAUUGAUUGAUCUCGUUACAAAAACUUGUCGUCAAAACCGAUGUUCACUUGCUAUAUCAUUGUCUGAGGGUGUAGAACGUGGUUGGCUAACUGCCUACUCUGUUCAAGCUCUCAAUAAGUGCAUAAAAAUUGGAGACUAUGCUGCACCCGUAACUGAUUUCUUGAUUACUUCUGUGCAUAACAUAAACAGUCGGUAUAUUGACCCUAAAACCGGUGUGGUAAUGCCCUAUGGUAAAAAGAUUGUUGAUUUAUAUACAGAUGGAUUCAUAAAUGAUGCAGAUUUUCACCAUUUAGCCGCAAUUCUUUCCAGUGGUAUAUGUGUAGAAUUUCGAGAUUGUCAUGUUGCAUGGUGUGAAGCAUCUAAUGUAAAUGGAGCAAAUGCCUAUUUGAAACCUUGUCUGUCUGACUGGUUAGCUGCUGGUGCCUAUAAUCCAUUCACACGACGUUUACGUGUUAAUCUUCUUAAGUCUGAACAAAGUAUUGGCAAUGGCAAACAUAGUAAGCGGUUGAAUAAUUCUUUUCUGUUUACUGAAAACGAAAUGACAAUCAAAGAUGCAAUCAAAAGUGGCCUUUUGAAUCCUAAUAUUCCAGAAGUUGUUGUUCCCGUUGGAAAUCAGCAAUGCGGUUACUAUAGUGAUUCCUAUAAACGUGUCAGUCUUUCCGAAGCUAUUCAAAUGGGUCUAAUUGAUGAUGUUACUGGUUGCUGGCUUGGAUCAGGUUCGUCUUCUGGUCGUCUGAAAGUUGGGGUAGAAGUGGCUCAGGCCGCAGGUCUUUUAGCCAGAGCUCCUUGUCUAGCAGAACUCGUCUUGUCCGGUUUGAUUUCAUUCAGCACUCCAAAUAUGAGCGAGACACAUCUUAAUAACAAAAUAGGCAUUCUUGAUGCACAUAACAGCCAGUAUGUAUUGUUUCCUGAGGCUAUUAAACGUGGAUUGGUUAUUGGAGACCAACCAGCAAUAAUGCUAAUGCAUUCCAAUCAAACUUUGAGCUUAAUUGAAGCAUUGAACACGAAUAUCAUGACGCCAUCUGGAUUUAUAACUUUAGAAGAUAAGGCUCCGAUGAAUUUAUGGGAUGCAGUCAAUAGUAAUCAUAUUCGACUCAUUUAUACUAAAGCAUAUCCACCUCCAGUUGGUGUACUCGCUAGCUUGGAGUCAGUUCAGAAAUCAAAUCAAAUGUCUCAACAGCAUCCAAUAAUACGAGCUAUUUGUACUGGUUUAAUUGAUUCGUCAAAAGAAGAAAUUGUUUUACCCAAUAUGGAAGCACGUCAACAUAGUCAAAAUUAUUCACAACAACGUAUUGCUUUAAGAAAAUCAGCAAAGCACUCAGCACUAUGUGAUUUACAUUCUAUACAGUUAUUAACUCAAGGUUGUGGAUUAUUCAAUACAGAUGGGCAUGAACUGACUGGAUUGGAUGCACUUAGUGCUGGAUGGUUUAAACCAUGUGAAAAUUCUCAAGAUAAUCCCAACGUAUAUGGACAAAUAACGGAUCCAAUUACCGGUGCUUCCAUGAUGCUAACGUCUAAGGUUAAAACAAUGAAAAAUAUUGAUAUAACACCAUCUGGCGCUCAACUGAUAUUGGGCUUAUCAACCAACCGUCCUUCUUUAGCCUAUUUAGUCAACCAAAGUUUUAUAACGCGCUUAGGUUGGCUUGGUCCAGGUUUACAUGAUGAUAAUUUAUUGCAUAGGACAACAAAUGGUUCAUGGUUUAAGCACAUAUGUCGAUCGGAUGAUAUUGUAGCUGUUAUUGAUCCGAUUAGUAAACGCAAAGUAACCCAAGCUGAAGCAGUUCGUCGUGAUCUAUUGGAUAUGGAGACUGGUGUAUUUCGAGAUCCUGUUCUUAAUCAAAUUUAUCCCAUUAGUGAAGCAAUAGAAAAAGGACAUAUUUUAGUGAAAGAAAAGCCUAUUUUGAAUGGUAACACGUAUACACCUCAGUCAAUUCAUACGGAAGUCAAUGGAUCAAUUGAAAUUGUUUCUGUUAAAGAGACAUGUACAUAUAAAAUUAUAAAUGUUCUCGAUCCUCAUACUAGCACUCGAAUUGAUCCAAAUGAGGCUGUAAAGAAGGGUCUUAUUAAUCUGGAGUCUUUCACUUAUAAUGGUGUUCAACCAAGUAUAUCAAUUGAUUCAGCUCAACAAUUAGGUUAUGUUUCAGUGCAUACUACAGAUUACGAUGUAUCCCGUGAUAAUCUAAUGGUAGAUUAUACAGAGAAAGCACCAUUUACUUUAAUUCAGCUAUUCAACAAUGGUCAAUUAGUGAAACAAUCGGGAUUAAAAUGCGCCAUCAAACUGCCAGAAGAUGCAGAUACUAUAUCUUUAAAGACCGCCAUUACUAUGGGUCUAGUUGAUGCUGACAAUACACUAGUUAAAGAAUCCAAUACAGAAGAAUGGUGUCCUUUGAACAAAGCAAUUUCACGUGGUUUAAUCGAUGAUCAUAAAAGAGUUUUGUUGUAUAAAAACAAACGGAUUCCUUUAACUGAAGCUGUAAAUAGAGGUUUGGUGUCUGAAAAACAGACAUCUUUAACAGAAAUUUUGUCUUUUGAAAAAGCUCUUCAAGAUGGUUUGAUAGAUCCAGUGACAAAUACUUUUCAACAACUGAAUACUUCUAGUGAUACCACUCCAUCGAAUUCAAUCAGUGUUCACGAUGCCAUCAAACAAGGACUACUAAAACCUCCAGUUGUCGAAACUAUACACGAAAAUUCUCCUGGCUUACCUAGCAAAGGAUAUACUCACAGUAUGGAUUCUUUAAUAGCUAUUAAACGUCAAAGCUCAAAAGAUCCAUCUACUGUUGCAUCACGUACUAAUACACUACCUCCGGUUUCAUCAUCUGGUCAUAUGCUAAGUAAUGGAAAUGAUUUUAUUGCUACAGGUGGUCGCACAGAAUCAAGAAUAAUUAAAUUUUUAGACUGUCAUGGUGUUGGAAAACUACGCGGUAAAUCGUCUCACUGCAAUCUACGCCAUAAAUCGAAGGGUAACGAUGAUGGUGAUAAUGGCGAUGAAUACACUAUCCGCAAAAAGCCAAGAAUUAAAAGUUGUGAAAUACCUAAACUAAAGGAGCGCAACUGUGUUCUCUAUGCCUUUUACUAUCUACACGAAGAUGUACGAGUUGAAGCAGCCAUUACAGAUACAAUGGUUCGUGAAGGACGUGUAGAUGUAUACAAAAAGAUUAUUUGUGAUCCAACAAGUGGAAAGUUUUUUCCUAUCCCCGAAGCUCUAACUAAAGGUUUCGUUUUUGGUAUUGUUUUCACUCAAGCUGAACAACUUUCAGAAAAUGGCCAACAAGAUUCUAAUCUAUUAUACUGGCUAGAAGUUUUCCACUAUCGUCAUGACAUAUAUCGUCUAGAAAGAGUAUUUGAUCCUUAUUUAAACAGUCUUGUUUCGAUAUCAGAUGCUAUAGAUACCGGGAUUAUUGAUCCUAUCCAUUGUACAUAUACUCAUCCAGUGAAUGGAAAUUUAUAUUCAAUUGAAGAAGCUCUCUAUCAAGGUUGGAUACAGGCAUUACCUGUUGGUAAUCCACCACCGUUUGAUUUAAUUGGCAGUUCAUUUGAUCAUGUUCAUGUACGUACAAUUGAAGAGACUACAACUUUUACAACAUGUGUACAUACAGUUCGUCGUGCUGGUAACAAUAUUCAAAACAAUGCUAUCAAUAAAGAAACUUGUUCAGUUGAUCCCAAGUCUACACUUUCCUUACUUCAAACAACACUAAAUUUAAAGCGUCAAAUACCAUGUAAAACACCACCAAGUUGUCGACCGAAUCAUCGUACACCGAAAGAAGCGUCUAUGCGAUUUCAUAUUAAACCAGAUGACCAGUCUAAACCAGAUGAAAGUGAUCAUGUGUAUCAACAAGGCAAGUCGAUCAAUACGACAGACACAAUACCCAGCGAACAAGUUAUUCUUCGUAAAGAAGUGUUCGAUAAAUCUAGUCAGAAUUUACAUUUUGAUAAUUCACCUGGAGCUUUAUUGAAAAAGCAUACACACUUUAUGCAGCCCAUAAAUUUAGUUGAUAAUACCACACUCCCAGCUAUUACUUUAUCUCUCGUUAGGUAUCAACAACCUGAUCCUACUCCAACAAUCACACCAAAAUUACAAUCUCAAAAUAUUCCACGUUAUAUACUUCUUGAAACAGCCAUUCAAAGGGGAUGGGUGGAUGUUCAGGAUGGUUUACUUAGAACUCACUGUGGUCGAACUAGUACCAUUAAUUUGAUGGAAGCUGUAGAAAGAGCUUUAAUUGAUCCCUCACAGUUAUUAGUCUGUGUACAGCACCAUACUGAGGAGAGUUUAGGUGAAUAUCCUUUAUACGGAGACCAACAAAUUCCAGUUUACUACAGUUUAGCGACAUUAUUAGAUGCCACAACAUCAAUAAUCCAGAAAGUUUCUGCCGAGUUAGUAUGCACUCACUGGCGUUCCAACCUCUUAAAUCUUAUCCUAAAAACAGCGAAAUAUGGAACACUGAACCGUGGAAGAAGGAAUGUGAAAAUCAAGACGAAUGUAAGCGAAACUGAUCAGGAAAUAAUAUACAAAACAGUGCUGAAGCAAGCACAAAUAUGCAAAAACAAAGAAACAGACACAACAGAUAUAGCAUCCUCGAUAAACCAAAAUGAAAACACCCAGGAAAAAAAAAGAAACACUACCCAUCUAGAAAAAAAUACUAUCCAAGAAAACAACAAAAAAUUCCAACGGGAAAAUGAAAACGAAAAAUUAUUAACCACCAGAAGCAACAUACAAAAAACUGAAAAAAAACCAGGGAUUCAAGUGGCUUCUACGCGUGACUCGGAGUUGUUGUCUGAGAUUCCUGAGAGACGAGGUGGAGACAGUGGUUGGGACUCUGACAUGCUGUCAUCUGAUGGUGUGAGGUCUGGAGAAGUGUCUGUUAUGCAUGACCGACGUGGACUUGAUUUGUGUGAAGCGAUUGAAUCCGGUCUUGUUGACACGAAGUCCGGCCUAGUUCGUGAUCCAUCGAGUGGUGAGGUGUUGACGUUGGCACAGGCUGUGGACAGUGGACUUAUAUCGGGUGAGCGAUCGUUGAUUCGUGAUCCGAGUUCUGGACGUCUUGAGAGUCUUGGUAAGAUGAUGUUGACUGGUUUGUUGGCGCCUGUGGGUUUGAUUGGCCUUGCUGUGGAGUCGAUGUCGUCGAGAUCAGGAGGUGUAGUGUGUCCGUCUACAGAGGCGUUUGAGCCUGUCUCUGAGGUUGGUGUGAGGAGGUUGUCUGGUGUAGAGUCAGUGGGUGAAUUGGACGGUGCAGUGGCUGUGGGUGUUAUUGAUGAUGGUGCUGUAGUGAGUGAAUUGACUUCAGGUCAGCGAGAAUCGACAGAUCGUCCAUCAGAUCUGAUGAUGACAGACACCAGAGUUGGUGAACGUGGUGAUUUGAGCUUCCUGUAUGACGCGUCACGUGUUGUUGUAGAGGAUGGCGAAGUAGCUGGUGUAGCAGCAUCUUCGGAGAGAUUGAGGGAGUAUGGUGUGUCGGAUGUGCCUGGUGUAUCCGGUGUUGGCGUAGUCGACGGUGGUGUGGAUAGAUCAGUGAUGAUGAGGAGUGAGAGUGUUCUACCGGCGGGUGUAGAUGGUGGUGUGAUUGGAGUGGAUUCUACGCGUGACUCGGAGUUGUUGUCUGAGAUUCCUGAGAGACGAGGUGGAGACAGUGGUUGGGACUCUGACAUGCUGUCAUCUGAUGGUGUGAGGUCUGGAGAAGUGUCUGUUAUGCAUGACCGACGUGGACUUGAUUUGUGUGAAGCGAUUGAAUCCGGUCUUGUUGACACGAAGUCCGGCCUAGUUCGUGAUCCAUCGAGUGGUGAGGUGUUGACGUUGGCACAGGCUGUGGACAGUGGACUUAUAUCGGGUGAGCGAUCGUUGAUUCGUGAUCCGAGUUCUGGACGUCUUGAGAGUCUUGGUAAGAUGAUGUUGACUGGUUUGUUGGCGCCUGUGGGUUUGAUUGGCCUUGCUGUGGAGUCGAUGUCGUCGAGAUCAGGAGGUGUAGUGUGUCCGUCUACAGAGGCGUUUGAGCCUGUCUCUGAGGUUGGUGUGAGGAGGUUGUCUGGUGUAGAGUCAGUGGGUGAAUUGGACGGUGCAGUGGCUGUGGGUGUUAUUGAUGAUGGUGCUGUAGUGAGUGAAUUGACUUCAGGUCAGCGAGAAUCGGCAGAUCGUCCAUCAGAUCUGAUGAUGACAGACACCAGAGUUGGUGAACGUGGUGAUUUGAGCUUCCUGUAUGACGCGUCACGUGUUGUUGUAGAGGAUGGCGAAGUAGCUGGUGUAGCAGCAUCUUCGGAGAGAUUGAGGGAGUAUGUCGACGGUGGUGUGGAUAGAUCAGUGAUGAUGAGGAGUGAGAGUGUUCUACCGGCGGGUGUAGAUGGUGGUGUGAUUGGAGUGGAUUCUACGCGUGACUCGGAGUUGUUGUCUGAGAUUCCUGAGAGACGAGGUGGAGACAGUGGUUGGGACUCUGACAUGCUGUCAUCUGAUGGUGUGAGGUCUGGAGAAGUGUCUGUUAUGCAUGACCGACGUGGACUUGAUUUGUGUGAAGCGAUUGAAUCCGGUCUUGUUGACACGAAGUCCGGCCUAGUUCGUGAUCCAUCGAGUGGUGAGGUGUUGACGUUGGCACAGGCUGUGGACAGUGGACUUAUAUCGGGUGAGCGAUCGUUGAUUCGUGAUCCGAGUUCUGGACGUCUUGAGAGUCUUGGUAAGAUGAUGUUGACUGGUUUGUUGGCGCCUGUGGGUUUGAUUGGCCUUGCUGUGGAGUCGAUGUCGUCGAGAUCAGGAGGUGUAGUGUGUCCGUCUACAGAGGCGUUUGAGCCUGUCUCUGAGGUUGGUGUGAGGAGGUUGUCUGGUGUAGAGUCAGUGGGUGAAUUGGACGGUGCAGUGGCUGUGGGUGUUAUUGAUGAUGGUGCUGUAGUGAGUGAAUUGACUUCAGGUCAGCGAGAAUCGGCAGAUCGUCCAUCAGAUCUGAUGAUGACAGACACCAGAGUUGGUGAACGUGGUGAUUUGAGCUUCCUGUAUGACGCGUCACGUGUUGUUGUAGAGGAUGGCGAAGUAGCUGGUGUAGCAGCAUCUUCGGAGAGAUUGAGGGAGUAUGGUGUGUCGGAUGUGCCUGGUGUAUCCGGUGUUGGCGUAGUCGACGGUGGUGUGGAUAGAUCAGUGAUGAUGAGGAGUGAGAGUGUUCUACCGGCGGGUGUAGAUGGUGGUGUGAUUGGAGUGGAUUCUACGCGUGACUCGGAGUUGUUGUCUGAGAUUCCUGAGAGACGAGGUGGAGACAGUGGUUGGGACUCUGACAUGCUGUCAUCUGAUGGUGUGAGGUCUGGAGAAGUGUCUGUUAUGCAUGACCGACGUGGACUUGAUUUGUGUGAAGCGAUUGAAUCCGGUCUUGUUGACACGAAGUCCGGCCUAGUUCGUGAUCCAUCGAGUGGUGAGGUGUUGACGUUGGCACAGGCUGUGGACAGUGGACUUAUAUCGGGUGAGCGAUCGUUGAUUCGUGAUCCGAGUUCUGGACGUCUUGAGAGUCUUGGUAAGAUGAUGUUGACUGGUUUGUUGGCGCCUGUGGGUUUGAUUGGCCUUGCUGUGGAGUCGAUGUCGUCGAGAUCAGGAGGUGUAGUGUGUCCGUCUACAGAGGCGUUUGAGCCUGUCUCUGAGGUUGGUGUGAGGAGGUUGUCUGGUGUAGAGUCAGUGGGUGAAUUGGACGGUGCAGUGGCUGUGGGUGUUAUUGAUGAUGGUGCUGUAGUGAGUGAAUUGACUUCAGGUCAGCGAGAAUCGGCAGAUCGUCCAUCAGAUCUGAUGAUGACAGACACCAGAGUUGGUGAACGUGGUGAUUUGAGCUUCCUGUAUGACGCGUCACGUGUUGUUGUAGAGGAUGGCGAAGUAGCUGGUGUAGCAGCAUCUUCGGAGAGAUUGAGGGAGUAUGGUGUGUCGGAUGUGCCUGGUGUAUCCGGUGUUGGCGUAGUCGACGGUGGUGUGGAUAGAUCAGUGAUGAUGAGGAGUGAGAGUGUUCUACCGGCGGGUGUAGAUGGUGGUGUGAUUGGAGUGGAUUCUACGCGUGACUCGGAGUUGUUGUCUGAGAUUCCUGAGAGACGAGGUGGAGACAGUGGUUGGGACUCUGACAUGCUGUCAUCUGAUGGUGUGAGGUCUGGAGAAGUGUCUGUUAUGCAUGACCGACGUGGACUUGAUUUGUGUGAAGCGAUUGAAUCCGGUCUUGUUGACACGAAGUCCGGCCUAGUUCGUGAUCCAUCGAGUGGUGAGGUGUUGACGUUGGCACAGGCUGUGGACAGUGGACUUAUAUCGGGUGAGCGAUCGUUGAUUCGUGAUCCGAGUUCUGGACGUCUUGAGAGUCUUGGUAAGAUGAUGUUGACUGGUUUGUUGGCGCCUGUGGGUUUGAUUGGCCUUGCUGUGGAGUCGAUGUCGUCGAGAUCAGGAGGUGUAGUGUGUCCGUCUACAGAGGCGUUUGAGCCUGUCUCUGAGGUUGGUGUGAGGAGGUUGUCUGGUGUAGAGUCAGUGGGUGAAUUGGACGGUGCAGUGGCUGUGGGUGUUAUUGAUGAUGGUGCUGUAGUGAGUGAAUUGACUUCAGGUCAGCGAGAAUCGGCAGAUCGUCCAUCAGAUCUGAUGAUGACAGACACCAGAGUUGGUGAACGUGGUGAUUUGAGCUUCCUGUAUGACGCGUCACGUGUUGUUGUAGAGGAUGGCGAAGUAGCUGGUGUAGCAGCAUCUUCGGAGAGAUUGAGGGAGUAUGGUGUGUCGGAUGUGCCUGGUGUAUCCGGUGUUGGCGUAGUCGACGGUGGUGUGGAUAGAUCAGUGAUGAUGAGGAGUGAGAGUGUUCUACCGGCGGGUGUAGAUGGUGGUGUGAUUGGAGUGGAUUCUACGCGUGACUCGGAGUUGUUGUCUGAGAUUCCUGAGAGACGAGGUGGAGACAGUGGUUGGGACUCUGACAUGCUGUCAUCUGAUGGUGUGAGGUCUGGAGAAGUGUCUGUUAUGCAUGACCGACGUGGACUUGAUUUGUGUGAAGCGAUUGAAUCCGGUCUUGUUGACACGAAGUCCGGCCUAGUUCGUGAUCCAUCGAGUGGUGAGGUGUUGACGUUGGCACAGGCUGUGGACAGUGGACUUAUAUCGGGUGAGCGAUCGUUGAUUCGUGAUCCGAGUUCUGGACGUCUUGAGAGUCUUGGUAAGAUGAUGUUGACUGGUUUGUUGGCGCCUGUGGGUUUGAUUGGCCUUGCUGUGGAGUCGAUGUCGUCGAGAUCAGGAGGUGUAGUGUGUCCGUCUACAGAGGCGUUUGAGCCUGUCUCUGAGGUUGGUGUGAGGAGGUUGUCUGGUGUAGAGUCAGUGGGUGAAUUGGACGGUGCAGUGGCUGUGGGUGUUAUUGAUGAUGGUGCUGUAGUGAGUGAAUUGACUUCAGGUCAGCGAGAAUCGACAGAUCGUCCAUCAGAUCUGAUGAUGACAGACACCAGAGUUGGUGAACGUGGUGAUUUGAGCUUCCUGUAUGACGCGUCACGUGUUGUUGUAGAGGAUGGCGAAGUAGCUGGUGUAGCAGCAUCUUCGGAGAGAUUGAGGGAGUAUGGUGUGUCGGAUGUGCCUGGUGUAUCCGGUGUUGGCGUAGUCGACGGUGGUGUGGAUAGAUCAGUGAUGAUGAGGAGUGAGAGUGUUCUACCGGCGGGUGUAGAUGGUGGUGUGAUUGGAGUGGAUUCUACGCGUGACUCGGAGUUGUUGUCUGAGAUUCCUGAGAGACGAGGUGGAGACAGUGGUUGGGACUCUGACAUGCUGUCAUCUGAUGGUGUGAGGUCUGGAGAAGUGUCUGUUAUGCAUGACCGACGUGGACUUGAUUUGUGUGAAGCGAUUGAAUCCGGUCUUGUUGACACGAAGUCCGGCCUAGUUCGUGAUCCAUCGAGUGGUGAGGUGUUGACGUUGGCACAGGCUGUGGACAGUGGACUUAUAUCGGGUGAGCGAUCGUUGAUUCGUGAUCCGAGUUCUGGACGUCUUGAGAGUCUUGGUAAGAUGAUGUUGACUGGUUUGUUGGCGCCUGUGGGUUUGAUUGGCCUUGCUGUGGAGUCGAUGUCGUCGAGAUCAGGAGGUGUAGUGUGUCCGUCUACAGAGGCGUUUGAGCCUGUCUCUGAGGUUGGUGUGAGGAGGUUGUCUGGUGUAGAGUCAGUGGGUGAAUUGGACGGUGCAGUGGCUGUGGGUGUUAUUGAUGAUGGUGCUGUAGUGAGUGAAUUGACUUCAGGUCAGCGAGAAUCGACAGAUCGUCCAUCAGAUCUGAUGAUGACAGACACCAGAGUUGGUGAACGUGGUGAUUUGAGCUUCCUGUAUGACGCGUCACGUGUUGUUGUAGAGGAUGGCGAAGUAGCUGGUGUAGCAGCAUCUUCGGAGAGAUUGAGGGAGUAUGGUGUGUCGGAUGUGCCUGGUGUAUCCGGUGUUGGCGUAGUCGACGGUGGUGUGGAUAGAUCAGUGAUGAUGAGGAGUGAGAGUGUUCUACCGGCGGGUGUAGAUGGUGGUGUGAUUGGAGUGGAUUCUACGCGUGACUCGGAGUUGUUGUCUGAGAUUCCUGAGAGACGAGGUGGAGACAGUGGUUGGGACUCUGACAUGCUGUCAUCUGAUGGUGUGAGGUCUGGAGAAGUGUCUGUUAUGCAUGACCGACGUGGACUUGAUUUGUGUGAAGCGAUUGAAUCCGGUCUUGUUGACACGAAGUCCGGCCUAGUUCGUGAUCCAUCGAGUGGUGAGGUGUUGACGUUGGCACAGGCUGUGGACAGUGGACUUAUAUCGGGUGAGCGAUCGUUGAUUCGUGAUCCGAGUUCUGGACGUCUUGAGAGUCUUGGUAAGAUGAUGUUGACUGGUUUGUUGGCGCCUGUGGGUUUGAUUGGCCUUGCUGUGGAGUCGAUGUCGUCGAGAUCAGGAGGUGUAGUGUGUCCGUCUACAGAGGCGUUUGAGCCUGUCUCUGAGGUUGGUGUGAGGAGGUUGUCUGGUGUAGAGUCAGUGGGUGAAUUGGACGGUGCAGUGGCUGUGGGUGUUAUUGAUGAUGGUGCUGUAGUGAGUGAAUUGACUUCAGGUCAGCGAGAAUCGACAGAUCGUCCAUCAGAUCUGAUGAUGACAGACACCAGAGUUGGUGAACGUGGUGAUUUGAGCUUCCUGUAUGACGCGUCACGUGUUGUUGUAGAGGAUGGCGAAGUAGCUGGUGUAGCAGCAUCUUCGGAGAGAUUGAGGGAGUAUGGUGUGUCGGAUGUGCCUGGUGUAUCCGGUGUUGGCGUAGUCGACGGUGGUGUGGAUAGAUCAGUGAUGAUGAGGAGUGAGAGUGUUCUACCGGCGGGUGUAGAUGGUGGUGUGAUUGGAGUGGAUUCUACGCGUGACUCGGAGUUGUUGUCUGAGAUUCCUGAGAGACGAGGUGGAGACAGUGGUUGGGACUCUGACAUGCUGUCAUCUGAUGGUGUGAGGUCUGGAGAAGUGUCUGUUAUGCAUGACCGACGUGGACUUGAUUUGUGUGAAGCGAUUGAAUCCGGUCUUGUUGACACGAAGUCCGGCCUAGUUCGUGAUCCAUCGAGUGGUGAGGUGUUGACGUUGGCACAGGCUGUGGACAGUGGACUUAUAUCGGGUGAGCGAUCGUUGAUUCGUGAUCCGAGUUCUGGACGUCUUGAGAGUCUUGGUAAGAUGAUGUUGACUGGUUUGUUGGCGCCUGUGGGUUUGAUUGGCCUUGCUGUGGAGUCGAUGUCGUCGAGAUCAGGAGGUGUAGUGUGUCCGUCUACAGAGGCGUUUGAGCCUGUCUCUGAGGUUGGUGUGAGGAGGUUGUCUGGUGUAGAGUCAGUGGGUGAAUUGGACGGUGCAGUGGCUGUGGGUGUUAUUGAUGAUGGUGCUGUAGUGAGUGAAUUGACUUCAGGUCAGCGAGAAUCGACAGAUCGUCCAUCAGAUCUGAUGAUGACAGACACCAGAGUUGGUGAACGUGGUGAUUUGAGCUUCCUGUAUGACGCGUCACGUGUUGUUGUAGAGGAUGGCGAAGUAGCUGGUGUAGCAGCAUCUUCGGAGAGAUUGAGGGAGUAUGGUGUGUCGGAUGUGCCUGGUGUAUCCGGUGUUGGCGUAGUCGACGGUGGUGUGGAUAGAUCAGUGAUGAUGAGGAGUGAGAGUGUUCUACCGGCGGGUGUAGAUGGUGGUGUGAUUGGAGUGGAUUCUACGCGUGACUCGGAGUUGUUGUCUGAGAUUCCUGAGAGACGAGGUGGAGACAGUGGUUGGGACUCUGACAUGCUGUCAUCUGAUGGUGUGAGGUCUGGAGAAGUGUCUGUUAUGCAUGACCGACGUGGACUUGAUUUGUGUGAAGCGAUUGAAUCCGGUCUUGUUGACACGAAGUCCGGCCUAGUUCGUGAUCCAUCGAGUGGUGAGGUGUUGACGUUGGCACAGGCUGUGGACAGUGGACUUAUAUCGGGUGAGCGAUCGUUGAUUCGUGAUCCGAGUUCUGGACGUCUUGAGAGUCUUGGUAAGAUGAUGUUGACUGGUUUGUUGGCGCCUGUGGGUUUGAUUGGCCUUGCUGUGGAGUCGAUGUCGUCGAGAUCAGGAGGUGUAGUGUGUCCGUCUACAGAGGCGUUUGAGCCUGUCUCUGAGGUUGGUGUGAGGAGGUUGUCUGGUGUAGAGUCAGUGGGUGAAUUGGACGGUGCAGUGGCUGUGGGUGUUAUUGAUGAUGGUGCUGUAGUGAGUGAAUUGACUUCAGGUCAGCGAGAAUCGACAGAUCGUCCAUCAGAUCUGAUGAUGACAGACACCAGAGUUGGUGAACGUGGUGAUUUGAGCUUCCUGUAUGACGCGUCACGUGUUGUUGUAGAGGAUGGCGAAGUAGCUGGUGUAGCAGCAUCUUCGGAGAGAUUGAGGGAGUAUGGUGUGUCGGAUGUGCCUGGUGUAUCCGGUGUUGGCGUAGUCGACGGUGGUGUGGAUAGAUCAGUGAUGAUGAGGAGUGAGAGUGUUCUACCGGCGGGUGUAGAUGGUGGUGUGAUUGGAGUGGAUUCUACGCGUGACUCGGAGUUGUUGUCUGAGAUUCCUGAGAGACGAGGUGGAGACAGUGGUUGGGACUCUGACAUGCUGUCAUCCGAUGGUGUGAGGUCUGGAGAAGUGUCUGUUAUGCAUGACCGACGUGGACUUGAUUUGUGUGAAGCGAUUGAAUCCGGUCUUGUUGACACGAAGUCCGGCCUAGUUCGUGAUCCAUCGAGUGGUGAGGUGUUGACGUUGGCACAGGCUGUGGACAGUGGACUUAUAUCGGGUGAGCGAUCGUUGAUUCGUGAUCCGAGUUCUGGACGUCUUGAGAGUCUUGGUAAGAUGAUGUUGACUGGUUUGUUGGCGCCUGUGGGUUUGAUUGGCCUUGCUGUGGAGUCGAUGUCGUCGAGAUCAGGAGGUGUAGUGUGUCCGUCUACAGAGGCGUUUGAGCCUGUCUCUGAGGUUGGUGUGAGGAGGUUGUCUGGUGUAGAGUCAGUGGGUGAAUUGGACGGUGCAGUGGCUGUGGGUGUUAUUGAUGAUGGUGCUGUAGUGAGUGAAUUGACUUCAGGUCAGCGAGAAUCGACAGAUCGUCCAUCAGAUCUGAUGAUGACAGACACCAGAGUUGGUGAACGUGGUGAUUUGAGCUUCCUGUAUGACGCGUCACGUGUUGUUGUAGAGGAUGGCGAAGUAGCUGGUGUAGCAGCAUCUUCGGAGAGAUUGAGGGAGUAUGGUGUGUCGGAUGUGCCUGGUGUAUCCGGUGUUGGCGUAGUCGACGGUGGUGUGGAUAGAUCAGUGAUGAUGAGGAGUGAGAGUGUUCUACCGGCGGGUGUAGAUGGUGGUGUGAUUGGAGUGGAUUCUACGCGUGACUCGGAGUUGUUGUCUGAGAUUCCUGAGAGACGAGGUGGAGACAGUGGUUGGGACUCUGACAUGCUGUCAUCUGAUGGUGUGAGGUCUGGAGAAGUGUCUGUUAUGCAUGACCGACGUGGACUUGAUUUGUGUGAAGCGAUUGAAUCCGGUCUUGUUGACACGAAGUCCGGCCUAGUUCGUGAUCCAUCGAGUGGUGAGGUGUUGACGUUGGCACAGGCUGUGGACAGUGGACUUAUAUCGGGUGAGCGAUCGUUGAUUCGUGAUCCGAGUUCUGGACGUCUUGAGAGUCUUGGUAAGAUGAUGUUGACUGGUUUGUUGGCGCCUGUGGGUUUGAUUGGCCUUGCUGUGGAGUCGAUGUCGUCGAGAUCAGGAGGUGUAGUGUGUCCGUCUACAGAGGCGUUUGAGCCUGUCUCUGAGGUUGGUGUGAGGAGGUUGUCUGGUGUAGAGUCAGUGGGUGAAUUGGACGGUGCAGUGGCUGUGGGUGUUAUUGAUGAUGGUGCUGUAGUGAGUGAAUUGACUUCAGGUCAGCGAGAAUCGACAGAUCGUCCAUCAGAUCUGAUGAUGACAGACACCAGAGUUGGUGAACGUGGUGAUUUGAGCUUCCUGUAUGACGCGUCACGUGUUGUUGUAGAGGAUGGCGAAGUAGCUGGUGUAGCAGCAUCUUCGGAGAGAUUGAGGGAGUAUGGUGUGUCGGAUGUGCCUGGUGUAUCCGGUGUUGGCGUAGUCGACGGUGGUGUGGAUAGAUCAGUGAUGAUGAGGAGUGAGAGUGUUCUACCGGCGGGUGUAGAUGGUGGUGUGAUUGGAGUGGAUUCUACGCGUGACUCGGAGUUGUUGUCUGAGAUUCCUGAGAGACGAGGUGGAGACAGUGGUUGGGACUCUGACAUGCUGUCAUCUGAUGGUGUGAGGUCUGGAGAAGUGUCUGUUAUGCAUGACCGACGUGGACUUGAUUUGUGUGAAGCGAUUGAAUCCGGUCUUGUUGACACGAAGUCCGGCCUAGUUCGUGAUCCAUCGAGUGGUGAGGUGUUGACGUUGGCACAGGCUGUGGACAGUGGACUUAUAUCGGGUGAGCGAUCGUUGAUUCGUGAUCCGAGUUCUGGACGUCUUGAGAGUCUUGGUAAGAUGAUGUUGACUGGUUUGUUGGCGCCUGUGGGUUUGAUUGGCCUUGCUGUGGAGUCGAUGUCGUCGAGAUCAGGAGGUGUAGUGUGUCCGUCUACAGAGGCGUUUGAGCCUGUCUCUGAGGUUGGUGUGAGGAGGUUGUCUGGUGUAGAGUCAGUGGGUGAAUUGGACGGUGCAGUGGCUGUGGGUGUUAUUGAUGAUGGUGCUGUAGUGAGUGAAUUGACUUCAGGUCAGCGAGAAUCGACAGAUCGUCCAUCAGAUCUGAUGAUGACAGACACCAGAGUUGGUGAACGUGGUGAUUUGAGCUUCCUGUAUGACGCGUCACGUGUUGUUGUAGAGGAUGGCGAAGUAGCUGGUGUAGCAGCAUCUUCGGAGAGAUUGAGGGAGUAUGGUGUGUCGGAUGUGCCUGGUGUAUCCGGUGUUGGCGUAGUCGACGGUGGUGUGGAUAGAUCAGUGAUGAUGAGGAGUGAGAGUGUUCUACCGGCGGGUGUAGAUGGUGGUGUGAUUGGAGUGGAUUCUACGCGUGACUCGGAGUUGUUGUCUGAGAUUCCUGAGAGACGAGGUGGAGACAGUGGUUGGGACUCUGACAUACAGUCAUCUCUGUGUGAUAUAUCUGGUGAUUUUUCGGUUUUCCUUUCUGAUUAUACUUCUCUUCCUGUUGAGGUUCGUGCUCCCCUUUCUGUUGGCGUCAUUAUUUCUUCUUCUGAACGCUUGUGUUCAUGCGUUCCUUUGGUUGCUUCAUCGGGCACCUCUUCGGACACUUCUGUUUUUGCAGCUUCGCCGCCAACGGGAUCAGAGACAACUAAACGACUUAUUUCUCAACUACUUGCUGCACUUGACAAAGAAGCUGUGUGGAUAACAGAUUUCGAAUCGCAAAUUCUAAAAAUGGGACAUUUAAGCCUGGAUGAUAAUCUGAAUCGUCAUCUUCUGGAUGAUCACCAAGAGAUCUUAGAUAAAAUUCGUAUUCGUCAGUCUACAAGUAGAUCUAUACUAUUUCAAGCUGAACAAGCUGUUGAAGCACUACGUAAUGGAAAUCAAUCUGAAUUUAUUUGGAAACCAUUACAGUCUAAAUGUCAGGAGUUAAGAACAAGAUUAGAAGAUCUGCAAACUGAAGCAGAAAGUCGUGUACGUAUUCUACUCAAUAGUUUAGAUUCAUUAGAACACCUUACUUAUAAACUUCAAAGUCUUCGAAGUCUGUUAGAAAAUUUAGAGUCUGUACUAGUUCUCAGUGCAUCCAAUACAACAAUGAAAGGUGAAGAGAAUCAACUUGCAAACAAGCUGAAAGCUCUUAAUCAUCCAGACGAAAUAACGCCACUUAUUUUACGCUUAAAAGCUGCACUAACUGAAUCGAAUUCAGCUCACAAUAAUAUUAUCAGCACAUUACCUAGUGUAGUGCAGAAAUUUAUGGCAACUGUUUAUCGCUAUUCUGACAGUAAGAAAGCAUAUAACAACAAAUUGAAUCAUUUUACUGGCUUGAAGGGUAAACAGUAUGAAGAAGAAAUGGAAAGAAAUGAUAGGGAGUUAGAAGAUCGGAUACAGAAUACAGUUAAAGAAGCCAACAAUCGUCUUGUACAAUUACUCAGUCGUUUAGAGACACAAUCAACACACCUUAAUGAAGUUGAUGCAAUCAACAAUCACUAUCAAAAGCAAUUAUCUGAAUCAACGAGUCAAUUAGAUAAAAUUAAAUUACAAUUGAGUAAUAUUCAGAAAAGUGUUCUGCGACCUGAAGAAUUAAACACUUUAUCUUCUAAUAAGAUUAAACAAAUUAGUCAAGAACAACUGAAUAAAUUAUAUACACUACAAGGGGAUUUAAGUAAAAUUGAAAAUGAUUUAAAGACUUUGGAAAGUGUAGAUUUGCAUUCACUUAAAGAUAAGUUAACAGAAGCUAAUCUAAUCUCAAAUAAUUUAAUCAGUGUAAUUACUGAACCAUUAUCAAACUCACUGAUUUAUCAAAAACAAUUAAGUGAUCAAUGUGAACAGUUAGAAAAACAAUUUAUGAAGUAUAUUUUGACAAAUCAAACUGUUCAGGAAUGUUUGAAUGAAUUCAUGAAUCACACUGAUCGAAUUGGAGAUGACUUAUCACGUGACAGUGUCGGCGACAAGAGUAUAAUAAAGACGGAUGGACUUCCUUCAGAUUUAACUAAAUUACAUGAAACUUUAGCACACAUCAACACUAUGCAAUCUGCUUCACAGUCAAUAAGAGAUCGUUUAAAUCAAACAGUUGAAGAAGUCAAGUUAACUGAUCCUAGCAAACUUCGAGCAGUUCAAUCUGAAUUAAAACAAACUGACGUUUUGGAUAAUCGGCUUGAAACACUGAAGGAUGAUGUGAUUUCCCGUAUUUCACAAUUAAGUUCACUGAGGAAUGAGUUUGCUCAAUAUGAGAAUGAUAUAAAUGAAUUCCAUACAUGGCUAGAUCAAAUUGGUAAUCAGUUGAAUAGUCAAGCAACGGCUCACUUACCAGAAAAUUAUUUAAAACAUAAACUACAAAUGAUAAAAAUGCAAAUACCGAAUCGUCAGCUCCAUCUAGACAGCUUGCAGCAAUCAGUUGAAGCACUAGUAACUAGACUACCUGAAAGCGAUGGUGACGUAAAGUUGAUCAAAGAAAAUAUGUGCAACUUAAAUAAGCGUUGGUCACAGUUACUUGGUCUGCUAGACACACGUGAAGAUGAUUUGAAGGCGAGAGAAUCACUCAGUGACUCCUACAUACAAGCACGUAACCAAGUUCAAGAAAUGUUAUUAACUGCAGAUGGACGUUUAACCACAUUAUCAUCACCGAUUACAUUGAAUAUGAACACACUUAAUCAACAGCUUGAACGACUGAAUUCAGUACAUUCAUUUUGGGAGACAAUAAAAACACACUUAACGGAAGCGGAUCAAUUAGGAUCUGCUUAUGACACUUUAUUGCACACAUCAAGUGGAGUGGAGAAACAUUUUGGACGUGGUGCAACUUCACAUGAUCCUUAUGUACCUCCAGAAAUUAAUGAAGUCAAUCGUGAGUUAGAUGAGCUACAUGAACGUUAUGAUCAAUUGGGAAAUUGUUUAAAUGAACGGAGGAAUGAAUUUAAAUCCAUUAUAAACAGUUUGAAUAAUUUCGAAGAGAAACGUUCAGAAUUAUUAAACUGGCUCAAUGAUCAUGUAAAAACAGUGAACAGUGUGAAUAAAGACCUGUCUUCUUUACAAUCUGUAGAUCGAGCUAUAAAUGAUUUGAAAAAGUACCGCGCUCAAUUCAAUGAACAACUGCCUAAACUCGACAGUGUACGCCAGAGUUUUUCACAUGUUUUGCAUAAUCGUGACCAUCUACCAGGUGCUGUAGAAUUAAGAAAUUCAAUGCAUUCACUUGAACAACAAUGGAAUGAAGCCGCUAAACAAAAUGACAAAUUACAACAAGAAUUGAAUAAAGUGAAACAGGAUUUAGAUGAAUUUGACAAAUUAAAUACUGAUUUAACACAGAAACUACGAAAAAAGGUUAAUCAAGUCCACGGUGUACAUGAAAAGUGUUUAACAGAUUCUACAAUGGGGAGUGAAAGUCACUUGGAAAAAAUACAAGAAUGUCGACAAGAAUUGGAUGCUAUUGUCCCGGAAUUAAAUAAAUUUAAUCGUUUAGUACAAAGUUUAGAAAAUUCCCUGCCUGAAUCUUUAAUAAAUCAGCUAGGCAUAAACAAUACAAAUGAACGUGUUCGUAGCGAAUUCAAUCAAGUAGUUGGAGAGUUGUCAAAAUGGGAAAAUGAAGCUAAGACAACAAUUGAUCCCAGCAAUCAGUAUGCACAAUUGGUUCAAAAAUUAGCCUCACAAAUGGAAAUCAUCAAGAGAGAUGUUGAAGACCUUGAAAUAGAACCUGACAAGAAAACAGUUGAUAUGAAUGAGACAAAUAAGAAGAUAGAAGAAAUGAAACCAGUUUUGGAACAAGCUCAGCAGUUGUGCAAAGAGUUGUGUGAACAUUCUGCGAAUCCAAGUGACCAGUACAAUAUGAAGACUAAGCUUUUGGAUCUUCAAAAUACAUAUGAGCACCUAGUUUAUGAGUGUCAUAAACGUGAAGGUGAACAGAUACACGGUCCUACAACACCACCAGCAACAUCUGAAAGUGAUCGAUCAAAUCAGCUAGAAAAUUUGAAUCAGUGGUUGUCACUUAAAAAUACACAACUACAAGAUAUAUCUCAUGAUGUACUAGAUUCUGGAGGAUCGCGCAUACAAAUACCGGAAAGAAAACAGAUUGAAUCUGAAUUACAAAACCUAGAAUCAAUGUCAGAAGAAUUAAAGAUAAAACAAAGGGAACUGAAGGAUUUACAAGAUAGUGUUCAAUUGGACGAGUCGCUUACACCAACUCAUAUUAAAUCUAUAGAUUCAUGCAUGAAUCAAAUGAAUUUACUACAAAAGGCUUUAACUGAACAACAGAAACAACUAAAGUCAAGAAUAAGUGAAGCCUUUCUGUUAUCUGAACAGUUAGAGCAAUUAGAAACAUGGAUAAACACUGAAGCGAUUCAAAUUCUAAACGAACCCUUCGCAACAGACGGAAACUAUUUAGAAGAGAAACCACAUCCAUGCCAAAUACAACAAGAAAAAUUACAAAAUCUUUUACAACUAAUUCGUGUUAAACAAAAUGAAUUGAACUCGUCAACUGAAAAAUUGAAUAACAUUCAAAAAUCAAAAGAUAGUGAAUCAGCACUCGACGAGAGUCAACAAAAGAAGUUGCUUAAUACCGCAAAUCUUCUACAGAUUAAGUUGGACAAACUUCAAAGUGACGUUAAUAAAAAACUAUCUCAAAUCGAUAAGAUUCAGAAGGCUUAUUCUGUUGCCCAAAAUGAAAUCGACACUUAUAAACAGUCGUGUGAUGAUCUUGAAACUCGAUGGUUAAAUCUACAACAAGUCUUAUCCAGUAUGGAAGCAAAAGACUUAUUAAAAGCAGCAUCAUCUAUAUCUCCACCAUCUUCCCCAACUCUUACGAGACCAUCUAAUCAGUUAAAACAAAUACGCAGUCAAAUGAUUGAACUACAAGCUGAAUUAUUAGAACUGACUAACUAUACGGCUUCUAAUCAAAAUUCAAAUGUAACUUUAACGCAUGAAUUAAAUCAGUUGGAAUCGUUACUUCAAUCAGUUGGUGAUCGAAAACCACAACAAUCAAUUAGUAAGCUUCUAGACGAUCUUCAAUUAACAACGAAAAGACUGGAAACCAUUGGACAAGCCUUGGAAAUGAAUUUUGAAAUGUUUCAUGUCAAGGAUAUGGAUCAGUUCUCGAUUCAUUUUAUUAAAAAAUUGAACUUCAUAUUUGCUGAGUUACAAAAUAUUCAAUCGAAUGUAAAUGAAAAUGAGAAGAUAGCUAAUUUAAAUUCAGAGACAACAAAACAACGAAUAGGAUAUUUUGAAGAAUUAUUAAAACAGCUUAGCGAUUGUAAAUUAAAUCUAAAUGAUGCUCGUAUUGAAUUAACUGGUAAAAUGACAUCAUUACCCGAUGAAAAGAAGCUAAGCCCAAUCUAUGCAAACUUCUCAACUACUCUAAAUCAGUAUAAUCUUCAGUGUAAUAAUGUGGAGAAACAAAUCAAUCAGCUAAUCGCUGCACUGAAUAGUCGAGUUAAACAAACUGAACAAUUGGCAACACUUCGUCAAAAUGUCAGUAGCUCAUUGAAAAAAGUUAGAGAAUCUCGUCAACAAUAUCCAGACAAAAAAUUCAGUCAAACAGAACUAGAUGAACUGAAUGCUGAUGUCCAAUCAUUGAAACAGUUGAGUGAAGAACUUUGUAAACCAGGAGAUAAAUCAUUGGACAGUCAGAUCAGUUCACAUCAAUUGGAGUAUGAAAUCAAAUCAAUAGAGAAUAUAAUUCGUGAUGAAUUGGCCAGUCCAUCGUCUGUUGUAGCGCCUGAUAAACAAGCUGAAAGGCUUAUAUCACAUUUACGUGAUACUCUCAUUGAGGUUCAACAUGAUCUUCACAUACUCUCUAGCCAUUCAAAAUCAGAUCUGUUUUCAGUAGAUCAAGAUGUGCUUACCUCACUACUCGAUGGUUAUUACACACUGAAUAGUCGUAUACUAGCCAGAAAUGAUAGUUUUGAACAACUAGAUAAAUUAAUUCAAUCUGUUAAUAAUGUGUCACGUCAGAAUAUAUUGAAUUCUGAAAAAGACCUGCUGAAAACUGAUUAUGAUUCUGUGCAUAAAGAGAUACAGUUCAAUUUGAAUAAGUUUCGGUUGGCUAAUGAAAGUGAGAAAUUAUUUAAUCAACGAAUGCAUGAAAUAUCAAAGUGGAUAAAACAGAAACAAGAUUAUCUAACUACGCCUUCAACAAUACAAGUGACCAAAACAACGCCUGGAAAUACAACAAUCCUAUCGGAUCUUGGUCAAGAACUAAAGAAAUUGAAAAAUUUAUCAGAGGAAAUUGAAAAUUAUCAGAAAAAUAUUGACGAAAUAAAAUUAAGCGGUGAACAGUUAUGCAAAUCAGGAGGACUUCUUGUAAAUGAAGAUUCUAUUCAAAAUCGACUAAUCAAUUUAAGUGACAUCUAUGAAGAAUUGAAAUCAGAUACUAAACGAAAACUGAUUCUUCUAGAAUCAGCUCUACCAGUAGCCCAGUGUCUCACAUCUUCUGUAAACACGCUUAGCUUACGUAUGGCAACAGCAGAAUCACGCUUAGAUGCACUACUUGAAAGUGAUGCCAAAGAAAUUUAUUCUGACCAGAUGCAGAAAUCAUUAAUAGAUCAAUUGGAAUUCGAAAUGGUCAACGCUUUAGAACCACAAUAUCAACAAGUUCAUGACUAUUGGGAUCAAUUAAAACAAAUUUGUAAGCCUAUUGAUUUAUUUACUAGCUCAUCAUCGUUGACAACAUGUCUACCUAGUCAUUCUGAUGAAAAACUUGGACAUGUGGAACAGAUUGACAAUGAACUAAAACGAUACGAGGAAUUCAACAGAAAGCUGACAGAUUUAGCCAGAAUGGUUGGUAGUAAUCGACAAAAAGCAAUACAAUUAAUGGAUAAAUUAGAACCGAAAUCUGAAUGGUUAGAUUUAGCACUGAGACGUUGGGAUCCAAAAAUAUCUGACACACCUUCAUUAGAUUGGGAUGCCUAUUUAGAUGAAAGUAGCUUUAUGAUUGAUGAACCACCAGAACAAAUGCCAACAUUGAAUUCCCUUGGUACAGAGUACCCUUAUCUAGCUGUUUUAUCAUAUCAACCUGAUAUGCUUGAUAAACUUCAUGAAAGAAUGGAACAGUUUCAGGAAAAUUGGAAAAAACGUCAAGUUGAAAUAAAUAAACUCUGUGAUGAAAUCUAUGAUGUUAUGCAGUUGUCAACAAAUUCCACGAGUUAUGCGCUAAUUACAAGUGGUACAGCUGUCACUUCACAGAAUCUCUCACCAUCUCAUAAAUCAAGCAAAUCUUUUGUACCAUUUACAACAGAUAAAUUCUAUCAUGAAUUAGGCGAUCUUGUAUCAAGUGUUUCAAAGCAAAUUAUCUCACUUGAUAACCGUCUUAGUCAAGCGGAAAUCAGAUUUGCUGAAGUUUAUCCGUUGGCUAAAUGCUUUACAAAAGAUGUCAAUGAAUUUCAACAGUGGUUUCAACAAAUUGUCUCGAAAUAUGAAGAUGUCAGUAACUUACCUCAUUCUGACGAUGAUGAUCAUGACUUUGGCGGUAAUCGAAAAAGACUUGAAAGUAUUAAGAGUCUGGAUGAAGAAGUCAACCGUCAAAAAUCUGUACUAGAUAGAAUUAUACGAACAAGUGGACCUUUGUUAUCCCUAAUCGCUCCAAAUGAAGCUAAUGCCGUCCACUCACAGAUUAAACAGAUCUGUGACUCCUACACCAAUUUACGUAAAUUAAUUAAAAGUCGAGUGAUCAACGCAGAAACCGGUUUGAAACAAUCAGAUGAAUUUGUCGAACAGUUGCAUUCAAUGACAGACCUAUUUGCUGCUAUUUCUGAACAAGCUGUUCGUUUAGGUGUACCAUUAGAAAUAACUGGUACCACUGUUAAACCAUCUAUAUCGUCACAUCAUCAAGCUCAAAUACCAGAACAGUUACUAGACCAACAUCAGGCGUUAGAUAUGCUGGGUAGAAUACAUUCAAUGACAAGUGUUCAACCAGAUCAUUUAGAGGAACAUAUAAGUGGAACUUCAGCUUUAAUGGAAGCAUUGGAAUCUCGUCUGCCUGAAUUAGAGGCUCUUACUGUAAGUAUUAGAGCCCAACUAGAAACAAAACCCACUGUCAAGGAAUCAACUAAAAAGCGUGAAUCAGGAACAGUAGAACUGAUUGAGUCAGUUGACUUAGAAGCAGUCUUGAAGAAUGCAGAAAAACUACAAACUGAUUGGAUACACCUUCAGAAUAAACUAACUGCACGUGUCAACACAUUACAAUCAGCCUACAGAACAUCAUCUGAACAAUUUUGGCCAGUUAUAAGUGAUCUAAGAAAUAAAUUAGAUAAAAUUAAAGAAGCAUUAAACAUUAUUGCAACUGGUUGUAGUAGAAAUGAUCCGUGUACUCGACGCGACCCACUUGAUCCUAAAAGUUAUAAAGAACAAUAUCAAGAGUUAGAUGAUUUAAGAGAAGAAUUGGAUGAUGUCAAUCAACACUUGAACAAAUCAUAUGAAGCUGGACAACGCUUAAUUCGUCUAAUUAACGGUCAAUCCGAUGAUAAGCCAACCAAAGUAACUGAUAGUUUUAUUUUAAGACGAGAUGAAGAACAAGCUAUACGCAAUGAAGUUGAUUAUGCCCUGCAUGGUUUAAAAGUACAACAAGAACAUCUUGUUAAUAAGUGUAAACAUUUGACUAAAGAAUUAAAUGAACGUGAGUUGUGCGCUUCACAAUUUAAGUCUGAUUUAGAAAAUUUAUUAAAAUGGUUGUCAGAACAAGAGAAUAUCUGGGAUAAUUUCGCGCCUAUAUCAAAUAAUGUUGAGACUGUUACUAAACAACUGAAUGAAAUUGUUCAGUGGAACGACAAUUUAAUGAACAAACACGCUGAGGUAGAAGCGUUAAAUUGGUCAGCUGGAAAGCUUAUGUCUAAUGCAGAUAAUGAAUGUUUUACUUUGGAUGACACAAGUGAUGAUGGAUCAUUCCCAGUUCAACAGAAUUCAUCCUUGCAGUCUGAUUUGACUGCAGCUAACCGACGAUGGGAUAACCUACUAGAUUCGGGAAACAGUAGACGUCAUCGUCUACAGACUGUUCUUCUUGGUCUAGGUGAAUUCGAAAGUGCCAUAGAUGGAUUAGUCAAGUGGAUUCAACAAAUGCAAACAACUGUUGAUCAGAUACCUGUACGUCGUGGAAAUAUUAGGGGAUUGGAGGCUGAUUUAGCACGAAUCAAAGUCAUUCAUCAUAAUAUUAACAGUCAUCAAUUGUCUGUUGUAAGAAUACAAGAACAAGCAAGAAAACUGGAAUACAAUGAACACAAGAAGAAAGAUAAAUCGCCUGCAAAUGAUGAUAUGAACAAAGAUGAUAAGACAAAACAACAAAUUUCAGAAGCCAAAACAUUAGACCUACGAAAUAAAAUUAUUCAAAUGAAUAAAGCAUGGGAAUAUUUGAAAUUAAGUGUACGCAAUAAACAAGCUGCUCUGGAAGAAGCCUUAAGUGAGACUUUUAACUUCCACGGUCAACUGGACAAACUCAUACGCCGUACCCGCCAGCUAAAAAACCGGAUGCCACUACCAGGUGCACGUAUUAUGGGUGGUUUGCCUGACAGUGCACGCGAUCAGCUACGCCGCUUCAUGGAAGUUUAUGAUGAACUUAUUGAAGUUGGUACAGAGCUGGAUGAACUGCGUCGAAACUCAGCUGCUCUAUUAGUCAAUCAGUCUACUUUAGAGUCAACUGAUCAUUUAAUUGCAAAUCUAAAUCGCUUCUCUGAUCAUCAUGCCCAACUGGUACAACAAGCUCAGAGUAUUCGUGAGAAGAUGGAAUUAGGUUUGAGACAGGUAGAAGAAUUUCAUGAUCAUCUGUCUCAAAUGAUGCAAUGGUUAACACAAAUGGAGCGUGCUAUUAUACAACAGAAACCAGUCAGUCGAAUUGUAGCGCGUCUAUUCCAACUGAUUCGUGAUCAUACGGAACUACGUAAAGAGAUCACUGGACACCGGGAUGCCUUAAUUAAUUUAGACCGUUUAGGGAGUCAAAUUCAGUGUCAAGCACAAAAGCAAGAUGUUAUCUUAGUGAAAAACCUUUUGUCUAGCAUUCACACAAGAUGGGAGCAAUUAGUUUCACGUAGUGCAGAACGGACACGUCAACUAAACACCGGUCUUAAGGAAGCAACUAAUUUCCUUGAUAAUUGGACAACAUUAACUGACUGGUUAAAAGAACAGUUAGCUGCAUUAGAAGAAGACGGUGAUCGUGUGGCUACAAGACCAGAGAAGGUGGCUUACCAAUUAGCAUUACAUCGUGAAUUACAGCGACAGUUGAGUACACGUACUGUAACCUAUGAUGCAGUACGUCGCUAUGCUAGACAGCUACGCGAUAGAGCCCCAGUAUGUGAUCAUGAUGAAUUAGAUGACAUGGUCAGUGAACUGAAACACUUGUGGCAAGCAGUGUGUGCAAAAGCAUUAACCAGACAACGUGUUUUGGAACAAGCUCUUCUAGCGGCUGGUUUGUAUAAAGAGGCACUGGAAGCUUUACUUGAUUGGUUAGGAAAAAUUGAACCCCAAUUAGCCGAACAACAGACUGGAAUUUAUGGUGAUGUAGAUACUGUAGAGCAACUAUUAGAAUCUCAUCAUCGCUUCAAAGCUGAAUUGGAACAACGUGCUACAUCAGUGAAGUUAAUACGUCAAGCUGCCAAUGAUCUAAUGACUAAGGCUGCAUCAUCCAAUACAGAUUCUGGGAUUUCUUCAUCAACUGGAAAUCAAGCUGAUGUUAUUGCUAUGCAAUCGCAAUUAAAUCACUUAACUAAAAUAUGGGAUCGUGUUCAGAAUUUAUCUCAACGUCGAAGUGAACGACUAGAUCAAGCUUUGAAAAUGGCUGAACAAUUUCAGGAUACUUGUCGAAGUCUAAUGGAUUAUUUUGCGGGUGCAGAACGUGUUAUUCAUCGUUUAGCUGCUUUGCCUACCUUCGAUGACGAUGAAGAUCUGGAAGGUGAAACUGUUGCAACUAAUGCUGAUGGUCCACCGAUUAAUCUAACCAAUGCAAUUACCGCUCAUCAGCAAACACAUGCAAAUUUAAUGAAUCAGGCUGACCGUGUUGAAGCUGCUUUACAGUUGGGCAAUAAACUUCUAUCUCAGGCUCAUCCAGCAGCUAUGAAACGUUUACGUCAGUGGGUGAAUACUAUUCGUACGCGUUGGGAAGAGUUAACAUCUUGGUCAGAACAACGUGGAGAACGUUUACAACAAGCACUAGAAGAACAGCAUAAAAGAAAGAUUCAGUGUGACGAACUUGUGAAAUGGAUUAACUCGAAAAUUAAUGGACUGAAAAAUAUUUCAGUCUCACUGCCAGUAUCUUUAGCAUCUUCUUCAACAAAUCUACAUUCAGCAAAAAGUAAACUUGACUCUGAGGAGUCUAAUCACAGUGGACAAUCUCUGGAUAACAAAGACUUAUUCUCUGCUACACAAGAACGAAUUGCCUUAUCUUCUGCAGCCUCUUUAAUACCUGUGCCUACUGGUAGUGUUAAAACUUUAAAACAGUCUGAAAAUGUAGCAGACUCAACGUUGAUUAUCAAUGAAAUUACUGAACCUUCAAUUGUUGAACAUUUACUCCGUUUACAUGGUCAAUUAGAAGAGGAAAUCAAACAAAAGCAGCCAAUUUAUGAAGAUAUAAUCAAGCAUGCAAAACGACGUACUCCAGUCAAGUCAACAAAUACAUCUAAUACUCGUCGAGGUCGUAUGUCUAUGAGAUCUGGAGGAACACGGUUGAAUCGUACACCUAGUUCAACAAAUCAACAACAGCAUAGUCCAAUUGUAUCUAUUUUUACUUCAUCAAAUAUUAAUCAGUUAUAUUCAAGUUGGAGAGAACUAUGGUUAGCUAUGUUAGCGCGCAAAUCUCAUCUGAAUGAACGUCUUGCCUAUUUAAAUGAAAUGGAAAAAAUGAAAGAUUUUCAAUUUGAAUCAUGGCGUCAACGUUAUGUUUCAUGGUUAAGUGCAAAUAAAGCACGUGUUAUUGACUUGUUUCAUCGUAAAGAUCGUGAUCGUGAUGGUCGACUUACAAGGGCUGAAUUUAUCGAUGGUAUUAUAGAAAUGAAGUUUCAAACCAGUCGUGUUGAAAUGGAAGCAGUUGCAGAUAUAUUCGACGCCAACGGUGAUGGUUAUAUCGAUUAUCGCGAAUGCCUAAAUGCCCUAAGGACCAACUAUAUAAAUCUAGACAGAGCAUCAUCCUCUAAUACAACAGGCGGUAGUUCGUUGAGUUUGAAUCGUUUCGGUCCGUCAGAUGAAGAGACUAUUAAUGAUGAAUUAAGACGUCAAGUGGGUCUUUGUACAUGUCAUAAUACAUAUAAGAUUAGAAAAAUGGCAACAAAUAAGUAUCGGUUUGGAGAUUCACAAAAGUUAUGCCUGGUUCGUAUUCUUCGCAGUGCUGUUAUGGUUCGUGUUGGCGGUGGUUGGGUAGCAUUGGAUGAGUUCUUAGUGAAAAAUGAUCCUUGUCGAGAUGCUUGUGAACGCUUGACUAGUAUAGCUGAUCUGGCUAAAGCAGCUGGUGUUGGUAGAAGUUCCUACUGGCUUCCUCCUCCUUUCCCUCAACACUUCGCUUCUUCUUCUUCUGCAACACGAACAGCAGUAGUGAAUCCAUCUAGUCGUUCUGAUUUAAAUGUUUCUCGUCAUACACGUAAUCAUUCUGCAUUGAGUUCAAAUAGUAGUUGUAGUGGUAGUGGUGCUGGCAUUGAUUCUAGUACAAAUAGUUCUACAAAUAAAAAUCCUACUUUAAAAGGGACACAUUGUAGCUCACGUUCAAAAUCUGUCAGUAAACGUUCACGUUAUGAUUCGCAUAAUUUAUAUCAGUUAACAAUGAAUGGUCCAGGACAAGACAAUGCAUUUUACUUAGUUAUGCCAAGUACAAAACCAAACCCAACAAAUCAUACCUCUUGUCUUUAUUUUUCCACUUCCCAAUGGAAAUCGACCUGUGAUCUAGACGAAGAUUUAAACAGUUCAACUGAUGGUGUAAUACCGUUAACACAAGGAAUAUCAGCAUUUCGUCGCAAAUCUUCGUCUCUAAUUAAUAAACCUUCUCAAAUGUUAUCACACAGUAGUACAGCUAGUUCAUAUGUCUCCUUGCCUGCAUCAAAUAAUGGUUUAAAUCAAACGAAAAGUAACAAUAAUGCUAAUAAUAAGCAUGGUUUUGACCGACAAACAAUGCCGACACGUCCUACAGCUACAUCACUUCCACAAUCAUCUAGAAACAGCAUACAUUUUGAAACAGUCAGUGAUAAAAGUGUAGACGAUAAUUUCCACCGAAGACGUGCAUCAGCGUUCUCUACACCAUCUUCUAGUAAUAUGACAUUAACAUUUUUAAAGGAUUUCAACAAUAAAAGAACUGGUGCUAUCCAAUCUGAUCAACUUCCUCAAAUUAGUAAGACCACUUCAAAGCUUCAACGUGACACAUCUUCACCGAAAAGUGAUGAACCGUUGACUGCUGAUUCGAAUCCAACACUAACAGCUGAUCCUAACUCUUGUGAUAUCGAUAUAAAAACAAAGGAAAACACUGUAACUUCUCGUCCCGGUUUACUUCACCUUGAUUCACGUGCGAAUAGUUCACCAAAAUCUAAAAUUCCUUUACCCCAACGCAAUUCACUAGCUGAUAGUUCAAGUCAUCAUCGAAUGGAUGAGUCAAACAACACUGUCAAUACCACUAUCAACAAUGAUGUUGACGAAAAUGACAAUAAGAAAAAGGAUUUCAAUAGUGAUAAUAAUAAUAAUAAUAAUGACGACGAUGAAUCUAGAUAUGACCUAGUUAACAUUGAAUGCACAUAA